Rhineura floridana is the source of this 3933-nucleotide messenger RNA. It is a transcript of the gene HMX1, whose product is annotated as H6 family homeobox 1. Bases 425 to 1333 code for a protein of 302 amino acids. Gene Ontology annotation, cellular component: nucleus. The transcript has 2 exons. Gene Ontology annotation, molecular function: DNA-binding transcription factor activity, RNA polymerase II-specific; RNA polymerase II transcription regulatory region sequence-specific DNA binding. The record is from RefSeq and is a predicted model, not a curated record. Gene Ontology annotation, biological process: negative regulation of DNA-templated transcription; regulation of transcription by RNA polymerase II. NCBI's taxonomy places the organism in Eukaryota, Metazoa, Chordata, Lepidosauria, Squamata, Rhineuridae.
CAAACCUCGCCAGCGGCGACACGGCCAGCCCCGGGGCUGCGAGCUCUCUGGCGGACUCUUUCCCGGCACUCCUGGGUCCCUGCUCUUCCGUAAGUAAUCCCAUUUGCCGCUCUGCUCGUCCAAUCGGAGAACUGCUGCUCGCUUGUAAAGCGUUUGCCUCCCCUGACAUUUUUAUUUCCUCCUGAUCGUUUUCGCGCAGAACAUCUGGCUCCUCGGAUGGAGACUUCCCUUGGCGUUGCCUUUACAGGAAAUGAUGGCAGAGAGCGAUCUGGAAUGAUUACGCCGUAAAAUAAUACCUUUCGGUACCCAAGGAGGCUACGCAGGAGGAGGCGGUCGCCUUGGAAGCUGCCAGGACAGAAGCAGCCGCAGCAGCGGAGGGAGGAGAAGCGGCGGCGGCGGCGGCGCUGGCUCUCGUCUUCCUUCUAUGAUGCCGGACGAAGCCACGGAAAGCGCCCGCUCCGCCUCGCCCUCCUCCCGCGUGUCUUCUUUUUUCAUCGCGAAUUUGCUGGGAGCCAAACCCAAAGACGAGAAGAAGCCCGAGAGCGCCGAGGAGACCCACAAAGAGAGACGAGCGCACGGCGGGAUUGCUGGCAGCCAUUGCUCGGUCGCCUGCUGCCAGUGCCAGGUCUCCCGCUUUGGGCUGGGUCUGCACGGCUAUCCCCUCCGGGAAAGCACCGUGGACUGGUACAGAAGAGCGCACGUGGCUUUCAUAGGCUGUGCCAGUCCGGAAACCAGCGACAGAGAUUCUCCGGAGAUCUCCGAGGAGGCAGCUCUGGGGAAGUCAGCAGUACUAGCAGCAGGAAGCUUAGACAGCAGAGAGGGGCUGGCCUGUAGCGUUGCCAGCGGCAGCAACGGCAGCCUGGAAGAAGGGCGCGUGGAAGAGUCCGACUCGGGCGAGGCCCGGGCCGCCGGGCGCAAGAAAAAGACGCGCACGGUUUUCAGCCGGAGCCAGGUCUUCCAGCUGGAAUCCACCUUCGACGUGAAGCGCUACCUGAGCAGCUCGGAACGGGCCGGCUUGGCUGCCUCACUUCAUCUUACCGAGACGCAGGUGAAGAUCUGGUUCCAGAACCGCAGGAACAAAUGGAAAAGACAGCUGGCUGCGGAUCUGGAAGCCGCCAACCUCCCGCACGCGGCCCAAAGGAUAGUCCGCGUGCCUAUUUUGUACCACGAAAACUCGCAGGCAGGCAGUGCCCUCGGAUGCUUUCCCUUGCCGCCUCCGCCCCACGCCUCUCCGCCGCUGGUCGGGCUUUCCAGCAGCGUUCGCUACCCGCUGGCCCCCUUCCCACCAACCUCGGUUCCAUUUCUAAGGUCGCAAGUGACAGGCCUCGUUUGAGCCGAAGACUUUGUUUCCCUUCCCUCCUGGUCACCGUUUUCCUUUCUGAUUCUAAACUACUCCAUUUGAUGCUUGUGAUUGUUUUCAAGGUGCAAUAGAAAUGUGUUUUUUUCCCAGCAUAAUAAUUUUAAAAAGAAAGAAAGAAAAACGUCUCUGCCAGGCCUCCUUUCCUCGGACUUACCUGAGCAUCAACAGGCCAGAGUUCCCUGCAGGAAUUCUGGAAAAACGCCACCCGUAAUCCGUGGACUGAAGCUCUGGAGAUCCUGAUCCUGACACUUCGAUUGUGGAAAAUCUGCUGAUAGCCUUCUCCUGUUUCUUAAUUGCUGCAAUCUUAACGGUGUCGAGUAAGAAAAGAAUGUAAAGAUUUUUUUAAAAAACUUUUCUAGCCCCAAGGCAGGGACACCGGCCUCCCUACCCCAUAACUCUUCCUCAGAUCAAGCGUAUAGUUGGAAACACGUGCAUCUGUCGCAUAGUUUAUUGCCUUUUUUCUAACGUGAGGAGGAUUGAGGGAAACUGAAGAACUGGCAUGAAACGAGGUAUUUUUUCCACCUGCUCUCUGAAAGCUUUUCCUUCGGUAUCAUGUUUAGGAAAGGCCUGGGGAGGUCUACAUUAAAAUCGAUUGUCAUUGGGUGUUUUUUUUUCUUUACAUAAAACUGACAUUACUAGGAUAGGAAGGAGAAUUCUUUUCCAGUCUGCAAAUAAUUAUUGAAUUUUGGGCUGCUUUCAUGCACCGUGAGAGAAAAUAACGGCAAAUUUCUCUUGCUGUCACAUUUUAGAUUUAAACUCUCCACUUGAGUUUAUUUCCUGUGUUUCAUACUCCAGAAACUAACAUAUAUGAAGCAUGUUCUAUAAUUCAAUUAAUGUUGAUUUAUGGCACAAAAUGUUUUAAAACCCUCUGUGAUUAUUUGCUCCAUAUUUCCGAGCAUCCCAUUAUAAUCGCCUAUAGUAUCCUUGAUGUCAUAUUAUAUCCUAAUUCUGCUUGAGUACUUGACGAAGAUCAAUUUGCCAGUUACUUUAAUUUCCCUCAGUCAUAGAAUAUAUUUCCCGUGGAAAGCUGGAGUGUGCAUUAAUGUGUCCAGGUCACAACAUAUUAGAGUAAAUUUUCAGUUGCUAACUGUCUUGAGCGACUGUAAUGUGGUAUUAUAUGAGGUAUUAUGCAUGCUUAAGCUAUGUUUCUUUAGCUAACCCUUUUUGCUGCCUAAAUAUUUAUAAAAGUAACUCCAACUCACAAAAGUAAUCCUCAUUCUGGCAGUUUGCUGUAACAAAUCUAAUUGUGGGGAAGAUAGUUUUGCUGACAGGUCAAGCUUUCAUCAUACAUAUUAUCGCAGUCCGCUCGGCUAUAAUUUAGCCGAUUAGCUGGAAGCUAUUCCCACCAUAAAUCGUGGGGUUUUAAGGGAUUGGGUGGCUCUUUCUUUACUAAUUUUUAGUAUUAUUUGGAAGAAGCUAACCAUUUCUGGUUAGACGAUAAAACUGAACUACAGUAGUCGGUAAUGAUGGGACAGUCAUGCUGCUGGCAGAGCUUGCAGGAGAUAUUUUGUAAAGGUAAAGCUCCUCAACAAAUCUGGCUCUAAGCAACGUAUUUUGCCUUGCUUGCAAAUACUAAUUCAUGACUCUUAAGAUCAAAGUUAAUCAAUCAGGAGAGACGGCAAAUAAACAAGAAAAAUAAUUUAAGAAAUUGUCGAUAGUUCAGCUAGCAUUUUGAGUUGUGUAUUUCGGUAAGGAAGUAGUCAUUGACUAUUUAAACCAGUUGUAAUUUGCGUGACAGUAAUGCAGUCUUAAUAUGAAAAUGCACACUCGUUUUGAUGCAAAUAAGCCUUAAAGUAAUGUGUCUGUCACCGAACAAUCUGCCUUUUUGAAAUUUUGAAAUCGUUGAAUGCUGUGGCAAAGCACAGGCUAUUGGACCUGUUAAAGAUCACUUGCUCUGAAACAUAAUUUAUAAAACAGACAGACUAUAUUGCGCGCCUGUCUUGUCCUAAAUUAUUAGGAUGUGAUUCUGCCAUUGUGCAUCGGAGGGUCUUUCAUGCCUUCCAGCGCUCUGACUUCAUAGUGGGUAAAAUUACAAUACCAAAGAGGAACUGAUUGCGUUGAGGACGCGAUGUAGUACGGUUGAUCCUUCAGAAGACCGUUAAAUGCGUACGGCUGAGGUAUUAGGCAUACUUGGGAAGUGAAUCCCAUUAUGUGGGAUUUCCUUCCCCGCAAAACAGGGCGAAAAGUCACGGCGAGCCUUUUGUUCCAGUGAGACUCAGCCGCGCCCCUCCCCACUGAUCCAAGCGUUUACGCGUAGCCGAGAGAAAAUUGGCUGCACAGCCACCACACUCUGUUUCCACAAAUCUGCAAGCGGAAAACGGAAGAUGCCCGCAUAUCAGCCCAAGAGAAAUCCCUCCUUCUCCUGAGGCACCUGAACUCUCUCCUCCACGUUUCUAGAAAAUGGGGUUGCUUGGGGCUAAGUCUCUGAAAUGACUUUUUAGACAACCAACUGGCAACUCCAAAACGUCUUCUUGCUGUCUCUCUCUCUCUCUCUCUCUCUCUCUCUCUCUCUCUCUCUCUCUCUCUCUCUCUUUUAAUCAAAAGACAUUCUGAUGAUUUCAAUAAACAAUUGU